Myotis davidii is the source of this 3250-nucleotide messenger RNA. RefSeq names its product zinc finger protein 883. NCBI's taxonomy places the organism in Eukaryota, Metazoa, Chordata, Mammalia, Chiroptera, Vespertilionidae. The transcript is spliced from 2 exons. Gene Ontology annotation, molecular function: DNA-binding transcription activator activity, RNA polymerase II-specific; RNA polymerase II cis-regulatory region sequence-specific DNA binding. The record is from RefSeq and is a predicted model, not a curated record. Gene Ontology annotation, biological process: regulation of transcription by RNA polymerase II. The coding region runs from base 280 to 2229 and encodes 649 amino acids. Gene Ontology annotation, cellular component: nucleus.
AGCCAGCUUGUCCCCUGCCCCGUGUCGGUGGCACCCGCUGUGUUAACAAGGGGCAGGGUGGCCUCAGCACGGGCGUCCUCUCUCUGCCCAUCUCCCUGCUGCUGUGGGAAGACGGUGUCAGCAGGGUUCUAAGGGGAGGGUGACUUCGAUGGGACCAAGGCCUGCUGCCUCCUCAGAGGUGGGAGGGAGCAGAUGAACGGAGACGCCAGGCCAGGUCGGGUGAACUUACACCCUAGGAGAGAAGCUGAUCGCGGCGUGAACUGCUUGUUGUGACAGGAUAUGAGCUUUGAGGACGUGACCAUCGCCUUCUCCCAGGAGGAGUGGGGGCUCCUGGAUGCGGCGGAGAGGCUCCUGUACUGCGAGGUGAUGCUGGAGAUCUGUACACUCGUGGCCUCCGUGGGUUACUGGCAUAAACCGGCCGAGGAGGAGGCCCCCUGUGAGCAGACCGUGUCUGUAGAAGCGGAGUCGCAGGUCGGUGCGUCUGAGCCGGCGCCAGCCGCCGAGAAGACACAUUCCUGUGAGCAGUGCGUCUUAGUCCUGAAGGCUAUUUUCCACCUGACUGAGGUCCAGGCGGGGAACCUGGAGCAGAGGGCCUUCUUCAGCGACGCGUGUGCGAGGGGCUUCUGUUUCAGGGCCAACAUCCACCAGCAGCCGCGGGAGGCCCGGGCCGAGGAGCCCUGGAUGGGGGGCGUGGACAGGGCCUCCUCGCUCAUGACCAGUGACAGCUUCUAUAUGUCGGGGGCGCCGUUCACCCCUGGGGAGGCGGAGGGGGACCUCGCCGCCGCCACCACCGGCCUCCUCCAGCACCAGCCCACGCUGGGCACCGAGGAGCCGCACAGCGUCAUCGAGAGCUGGCAGCCCGUCCACAGUGGGACGGGGCCUCGCCAGUGGGGGGAGUGCGAGAAGGCCGCCUUCCUCAGCCAGGACCUGCCGCAGCAGAGCGUCUACACGGGAGAAGGGCUGUUCGAGUGUGGCCAGUGCGGGAAGGCCUCCAUCCAGACCUUUAACCUCCUGCUCCAGAGGAGCGUGCCCGCGGGGGAGCGGCUGCCCUACGAGUGCGGGGUGUGUGGGAAGUGCUUCAGCUGCGAGUUUUUCCUCCUCCGACACCAGAGUGUGCACACGGAAGGGAAGCCCUACGAGUGCAGUGUCUGUGGGAAAUGCUUCAGCUGCAAGUACACCCUCCUCCAGCACCAGAGGAUCCACUCUGAGGAGAAGCCCUACGAGUGCAGUUUCUGUAAGAAAUGCUUUAGCUACAAGUUUAAUCUCAUGAGGCACGAGAAAAUCCACACGGGCGAGAACCCGUACGGCUGUAGCGACUGCGGAAAGUCCUUCAGCCACAGCUCUGCCCUCAUCCGACACAAGAGAGUUCACACUGGAGAGAGGCCCUAUGAGUGUAGCGAUUGUGGGAAGACCUUCACCAACAGCUCUGCCCUCAUUCAGCACCAGCGGGUUCACACUGGAGAGAAGCCCUACCAGUGCACUGAGUGUGGAAAGUGCUUCAGGCAGAGCUCCGCCCUCAUUUACCACCAGAAGGUGCACGCGGGGGAGAAGCCGUACGAGUGUGGUGAUUGUGGCAAGUGCUUCCGGUACAAUUACAUACUCAUUCAGCACCGGAAGGUUCACACUGGAGAGAGGCGGUAUGAAUGCGGUGUUUGUGGGAAGCGCUUCAUCUACAACUUCAACCUCAUUAAACACCAAAGAAUCCACACUGGCGAGAAGCCGUACGUGUGCAGUGAUUGCGGGAAGGCCUUUAGACGCAGCUCUUCCCUCAUCCAGCACAAAAGUGUUCACAGCGAAGAGAGGCCCUAUGAGUGCAAUGAGUGCGGGAAGUCUUUUACCCGGGCGUCUAACCUCCUUAGGCACUGGCGAGUUCACACAGGGGAAAGGCCCUAUGAGUGUAGUGAUUGUGGGAAGUCCUUCAGCCAUAGCUCCGCCCUCAUUCAGCACAAAAGAGUGCACACUGGAGAGAGACCCUAUGAGUGUAACGAAUGCGGGAAAACUUUCACCCGCACAUCCAACCUCCUUAGACACUGGCGAGUUCACACUGGAGAGAGGCCCUAUGAGUGUGCGUAUUGUGACAAGUCCUUCAGCCACAGCUCCGCCCUCAUUCAGCACAAAAGAGUGCACACGGGGGAGAGGCCUUACGAGUGUAACGAAUGUGGGAAGUCUUUUACCCGCACAUCCAACCUCCUUAGACACCGGAGACUUCACACUGGGGAAAAGCCUUAAUAGUGCAGGGAAGGCUGGGGGAGGCCCUCAGAGCCCAAUUUAACUGAGUUAGAGCCUGUUGUAGCGGAACAUCCAAUGCGCUAGAUUCCUCAUGAGUUGUAGGCACUGGUGAGGCUUGAAGGAGGUCCAUUGCACUUUCCCACCUGCCCAGGGCUGUUCCUAGAUGAUGUCACUGGUAGAUUUCGUAGCGAAGGCCCUCUCCCCUCCACCGCCUGGCUCCCCUGCAGGGCGAGCAAUAGCCCCGCCCCUGUGUGCUCAGGGAAGCCAACCCCCCUGGUCUCCCUCUUGCUGGAGGAGAUGGGGAAUGGGCAGGCCUGUGGGGGGGGACCCUCCUUCCUUUCUCUCCGCCAGGGGUGGGCCUGGCCCCAUGCUGGUCCGGGGGACCCAGCCCCAGCUAAGAACGACCUUCUUGAUGGAUGUUGUUGUUCUCACACGCUGUGAGGAAUUCUCCCAGGUUCGCCUUCCCCGACCUGGACGCUUGGCUGUAAGCUUUUCUGGAUCAUGAUAGAAUGAUGAUAUAACUAUGGUGGUUGUACAGUCCCUGCGUGACAUGAUUGGGAAUAAGAAGUGUGAUCUGCCAGCAUGUGGAGGGGGACGUGUCUGUGUUAGGGGCCCCCUAACUGUCUGUGCGUCAGAGGGGGCCACGUGAUAGUGGGGAGUCACGCCUUGUCCAGCGUUGGCUUGUUUUGUACUUAGCUGCCCACGGCCUGGCCGGAGACACUGCAUGACUUUGUGGUCCUGGUGGGAAUCCCGGUGCCAUGAUGAUGGGGGGGUCAGAGGCCACUCUGAAGAGGGGGCAUUCUUUUGUGCUUCUGUGGACAGUGUGAAUUUAGUCCCUUUUUACCAUGUACAUUGCCUGCUUCCACCCGUGCGGAGGAGCCACCUGCCGUGUGAGUGAGACGUUCUAGGUGGGUGACUUGUUGUAAGUCUCAGGUUAGGUGGGACCACAGUUGGCACAGAAGCACUGUGUUCAUAGUGGGGGGGAGGCUAGUAAAUUAGAACGAGGGUGUCUCUUCUUUUU